This is a messenger RNA of Physella acuta, 2540 nucleotides long. Its product is annotated as parafibromin. Lineage: Eukaryota; Metazoa; Mollusca; Gastropoda; Physidae. Gene Ontology annotation, cellular component: Cdc73/Paf1 complex. Gene Ontology annotation, molecular function: RNA polymerase II complex binding. The record is from RefSeq and is a predicted model, not a curated record. Gene Ontology annotation, biological process: positive regulation of transcription elongation by RNA polymerase II; transcription elongation by RNA polymerase II.
CUUCCGGAACUAACACACAAAGAUGGCUGACGUCCUAAGUAUUUUGCGUCAAUACAAUAUCAACAAAAAAGAGAUUGUAGAAAAAGAUGAUCAAAUUAUUUUCGGAGAAUUUGCAUGGCCGAAGAAUGCUAAAACAAAUUAUGUCAUUUGGGGAACUGGCAAAGUUGGAGUAACAAAAGAAUACUACACUCUUGACUCCAUCUUGUACUUGCUGAAGAAUGUUCAUCUUCAGCAUCCUCACUACGUCAGAGAAGCUGUUGCUGCAAACAUAAGUGUAGUUCGUCGUCCUGAUAGGAAAGAUUUGUUAGCGUACCUAAAUGGCGAGACCAAUACAGCCAGCAGCAUUGAUAAAAGUGCCCCACUUGAAAUUUCACAACGCCCUACACAAAUUAAAAGAACUGCUGAAGAUGUUGGUGGUGAAAGUGAUAAGAAAAAACCAAGGCUGGAGGAUCCACAAGUGCAGAUUGAAAAAAUGAACUGGAUCAACAAAAUUGAUGGUGGGAGGGAUACAUCUGUCUUACCUUCAAUGGGGUCUUCCUCUCUGCAUGAGGCAAUGCCAUUAGAGAAAAUUGCUGCAAUCAAGGCAAAGAUUUUAGCCAUAAAACGUACUAAAAUAAAAGGCGAUGAUGAUUUGCAACCUGGAGCAUUGGAACAGAGAACUUUCGUGGAUGCUGAGGUGGAUGUGACCAGGGACAUUGUCAGCAGGGAGAGGUUAUGGAGGACAAGGGCCACAAUCCUGCAAAGUGUGGGAAAACAAUUUGCAAAGAACAUAUUCAGCAUUCUUCAGUCAAUCAAGGCAAGGGAGGAAGGCUCCCAGCGCUCACAGAUUCCAACACAGAGUACAGUCCCCACCUCAGCUCCACAGACACGCCCCCCACAGGUAAUAACUGGGUACAACAGAUACGAUCAGGAAAGAUUCAAGGGGAAAGAAGAAACUGAGGGAUUCAAGAUUGAUACCACUGGUACUUUCCACGGUAUGGCGCUGAAGUCUGUGACAGAAGGUGCUCAAGCCAGGAAAAUGCCCCAACCAGCCCCGCAGCCCAUACCACAGGCUGUGCCAGUUGUCCAACCAGUGUCCAGACCCAUUUCACAAGCCAGGCCUCCACCCAAUCAGAAGAAAGGUUCCCGAACACCAAUAAUAAUUAUCCCAGCUGCCUCAACCUCACUCAUCACAAUGUUAAAUGCUAAAGAUAUUUUGCAAGACUUGAAGUUUGUCAGCACAGAGGAGAAGAAGUCUCAGGGAACAAAACGUGAUAAUGAGGUUCUCAUACACAGAAGAAAGGAGGGGGGAUUGACUGUACCCUACAGGAUCAUUGAUAACCCUCUCAAACUCACACAUGAUGAUUGGGAGAGGGUGGUGGCAGUGUUUGUACAAGGUCCUGCCUGGCAGUUCAAGAGUUGGCCAUGGAGCGGAAACCCAGUUGAGAUUUUCUCUAAAAUUAAAGCCUUCCACUUAAAGUGGUCAGAACUUCCCCUUGACAACAAUGUCCAGAAAUGGUCAGUGAACAUUAUGAAUUUGGACAGACAUCGCAGACAUCUUGACAGAGCCACAUUGCAACAGUUCUGGGAAGUCCUUGAUAAGUAUAUGAUCAAAAACAAACCUCACCUGCGUUACUGACCAUUGGACCAAGGACAGUUGUUUACAUUGUAUUCCCAUGUUUGGUAUUUUUUUUCUUCCAUGUUGAUUAAAUCUGUGACAUGACCAAGCUUCAGGUAGCUUUGGUUUAAAAGAAGAAGAAAAAUAAUUUUAAACUUUUUUUCCCCCCUUCCAUGGUGCUGGGCCCAUGCUGAGCAGCUAACUCAUCCAAUUAAGGGCAUCUGCAGAUCCUCAUAGCAUUAGAACUCAUUGUUUACCAAUUCUUUUUACUGAGGGUGUGCCUGCAGUUCCUCUUAGCAUUAGAACUCAUGGUUUACCUAUUCAUUUUACUGAGGACUUACCUGCAGAUCCUCUUGACAUUAGUACUCAUUGUUUUCCCAUAUGCAGCAGCACUUCUAUAAAGUUUGUAUUAUAAGUUACAUUGCUCAUACUUUGAUGAAUCAUGCCAAUCACCACACAUCAUCUCUGUCAACCUGAUAACUCUUCAUGUAAGAAGUUCAUGUAAUGUGUAUACAAUGUCAAGGAUGAAACUUGUUUUUGCAGUUGAUCUUUAUUUUUGAAAUAGUAUAUUAUUUGCUUAGUUACGUUGAAGUCUUGUUGUUAAUAAAUAUGAGAAGCAUCUGAUUUGUAAUUGAACAUUCUGUGAAUAGGCUCUUCUGUUUUACCAAAGACUACCGUUGUUAUAUCUUGGCCAUCUUAUAUGUACCAAUACAAUACUUUUGUCCCAGUUUUUUGUGAUAAGCUGUGUUUGAACAACUGGUGUAUUGAUGGUUUUUUUUUUAACAUGCACUUCAAUGCUGUAAUUGGCCGCAAUGCUAAGGGUACAAUAGUGAAGCCCUAGCAGUUAAAAAAUUUAAGCCUUGGUGGUUCAACUGUUUGAAUCUUCAUAAAAAAAUAUUUUUUUUUGUGUAGAGAAAUUAAAUUGACAUAAUCAUUAAUUAAA